Messenger RNA from Etheostoma spectabile (orangethroat darter), 2202 nucleotides. RefSeq names its product UTP4 small subunit processome component (gene utp4). The record is from RefSeq and is a predicted model, not a curated record. NCBI's taxonomy places the organism in Eukaryota, Metazoa, Chordata, Actinopteri, Perciformes, Percidae. Gene Ontology annotation, molecular function: protein binding; RNA binding. Gene Ontology annotation, cellular component: t-UTP complex; 90S preribosome; small-subunit processome. Gene Ontology annotation, biological process: maturation of SSU-rRNA from tricistronic rRNA transcript (SSU-rRNA, 5.8S rRNA, LSU-rRNA).
AUGGGUGAGUUCAAGGUGCACCGUGUUCGGUUCUUCGACUACAUGCCCACUGCUAUCAGAGCCAUGGCGUUUAACAGCCGCACCGAGCGACUUGCUCUGGCCCGGGCUGAUGGAGCUCUGGAGAUCUUCAACUUCGCUGACAACUACUUCCAAGAAAAGGUCAUCCCAGGACAUGACAGCAGGGCUGUUGAGGCUCUGUGUUGGGUGGGCCAGCGUCUGUUCAGUGCUGGUUUGAAUGGAGAGAUCACAGAGUAUGACCUGGAGAACCUGAGGCCCAGGUACACCGUGGAGGCCUAUGGAGGACCAAUCUGGACCAUCAGUAGCAACAGCCAAGGAACACUGCUAGCGGUCGGUUGUGAGGACGGGACAGUAAAGAUGUUUGAAGUACUGGAAGAGAGAAUUCAGUUUCAAAGAAACCUCGACAGGCAAAAAGGUCGUAUUAUAUCUCUCUCCUGGCAUCCCUCUGGUACACUGAUUGCUGCUGGUAUGAUGGACAUGAUCAGAAUCUUUGAUGCCGAGACAGGCCGUGCCACACACAGACUGCUGGUCGAAAGAGGUGUCGGAGCAUCCAAGAGCAAAGAGGUUGUGGUGUGGAGCAUCGUCUUCCUGUCUGACCACACCAUCGUUAGCGGUGACUCUGCUGGAAAGGUCCAGAUCUGGGAUGGAAUCACGGGAACUCUGGUCAGAACUCAAUUGGUCACCAAGUGGGACGUUCUGGCUCUGUCUGUUUCAAAGGAUGAGAGCAGUCUGGUAGCUGGGACUUCAGAGGGCACGGUCGUCCAGUUUCAGUUCAUCUCCUCUACUGUCGAUCAGCAGGAUAAGGAAUGGGUCCGAACUAGGACCUUUAAAAACCACUCGCAUGAUGUGAGGGCGCUCGUCCACACCGAAACCGCUGUGGUUUCUGGAGGUAUGGAUACCCAGUUGGUAGUGCGACCACUCUUGGACAAGGUAGAGAAAAACACCCAGGAAUCUGCGCUGCGCAAGAUGACUUUCCCACACAGAAGCCUGGUCUGUUGUGCAAAGAAAGCAGGACUGUUGCUCUUCCAGUUCCCUGAUCAUUUAGAGCUCUGGAGACUAGGGGAGAGCGAUGGACAUGGGAAGCCUGGUGACAGUCUUCCAUUGAAGAGAAAACCAGAGAAACUGAUCCAGCUGAAGAGGAAGGGAGAGGAUCACAUCUGCAGUGCUUUGUCUCCAUGCGGCGGCUGGCUGGCAUUCACUAUCACCAGUUUCCGUCUUUACAGAUUACAGAACAACAACAUCAGCAUCACCAAGGUGUCCAAACUACCCAAGGACAUUUGCCCGGCCCACCAGCUCUGCUUCUCCCCCGACUCCUCCAAACUCUUUGCUUCCUCCAGCCAAUCUUCAGUCAUCGUUGUUGCCCUCAAACAGCUGGAGUGCAAAUACCUUCAUACCCUCAAACCCAAGUCAGCCUCCAGACAGCCAGUCCACCUGCUGUUUGCCAGUGAGGAUGGCAAAUGGCUCGCUACAGCAAACACAGACUGUGAGAUCCACGUCUACAACCUUGAAAAGCUAAAGCUUCAUUGUACAGUUCCAGUGUACAGCUCAUGUCCCACUGCCAUAGCCAUCCACCCAACAACCAGCAACCUUGUUGCGGUGCAUGCUGACCAGCAGAUAUUUGAGUUCUCUCUGGUGCACAAGGAGUACACGGAGUGGAGUCGGAAGCUGCAGAAACAAGGACUGCACUCUCUGUGGUUGGAGAGGGACACACCCAUCACCCAUGUCACCUUCAAUCCAAAAAAUCCAGCUCACAUCAUUCUGCACGACAUGUUCAUGUUCUGCAUCAUUGACCAAAGUCUGCCCCUCCCUGAAGCAAAGACUCCGUUCUACAAUCAGAUGACACUGAGGAGUCUUCCUGAGCCACAGAGGAUGGUACAUAGCCACGCCUUCAAGAUAUGCAAGAAUUUCCAGCAUCUCAUGUGUGUGAGCUUAUUGGAGGACCAGUCUCUGGUGGUAGUGGAGCGGCCCCUGCUGAACAUCAUGGCUCAGCUGCCUGCACCUGUCCGGCAGAAGAAGUUUGCUACAUAAAUGAAGUGAAGGUGUCUCCGCUGGAAUGUUCAUGUCAGAGGAAAGGAUUGUUACCGCAAUGUGACUCUUGCAUCUAAAAUCAUUUUCAACAAGUGUGUAUGUGUCCCUUUUGUAAAAAACUAAAAACAAAUGCUUUGAUAAAGUAAUAAAUUAAAC